UUUAUUUUUUAAAAAGGAUGUUAUUAUUCAAAAAGAACAGGUCAUUCCAGCUGUACAUCUCUGUCCGAGCCCGCCGUGACGUCACGAAAGAAUUACGUGUCACGUGUCAGUAUUUAAAGGCUUGGAACACUAGCUCAUUUUGUUGGUUGAAGUUUCGGAGUAGUCUGUUUUCACAGUGAAAGAAAAAACUGUGUUAUCAUGGUACUGUUUUCACGACUAAAGAAAGCAUUGAAAGUGGAGCGUGCACACGAACCCCGACCCUGUGUGCCGCUCAAACUCCCGCCCAUCCCGGCGGAAAACCCUCCUCAUCGGCUCCAUGAGACGCCUGCUGGUGCUGAUGUGAUGGAUGAAGAGAGACAGGAGAAAAACAAGAAGAGGUUUUGGAGAUAUCGCCUUCUUCACUUUUUCAGCCAGAGAGGAAAAUACAACGUGGCUAAAGCAGAGAAAGUGAACCAGAGUGAAGCGGGAUCGUUUCUGACUCUUUCUGAUGAGAUCCAUGAUCAUCAAGAAGCUCCAGCCUCUGAAGUCCUUCCUGCUAUAGAGGAACAGCUGGAGCAGGACCUCCUCCAACCUCAGGACAUCCACACUUCAGUGAGCUCCACUGAAGAUGAAGCGAAGGAGCCAGACAACAGCCACAUUUUCUGGCGAUAUGAAUUCGGCCACAAGCUGGGUAAAGGAGGCUACAGCUGUGUGCAUGCAGGAACUCGAUACAAGGAUGGCCUGAAGGUGGCUGUGAAAAUUGCUGACAAGACACCAAAUAUGCCAUAUAUCAGAGUUGUAAGUAGCCUGCAUUCUUUAUAUUAUUGCUUCUCAUUUACUGUUUACUUUCUUUUAGCCUGGUCAUCCCAGACGCCUGCCCUUAGAGAUUGGCCUGACACUCAUGGCCAAUAAGGGCCCCAGCGUCCCGCAGAUAAUCAAAGUCCUGGACUGGCAGGACAACCUGGACCAGUACAUCAUGGUCUUGGAGCGGCCCAUGCCCUGCAUGAGCUUGUUUAAUUUAGUGAAGCUCCGACAAAGGCUCGAUGAGAAGAUGGCAAGACAUGUUAUGUGGCAGGUCAUUCAUGCCGCUAACAUUUGCUGUGAGCGUGGCGUCUUCCACUGAGAUAUAAAAUUGGAGAACCUCCUGGUGAACCCGGACACGUGGGAGGUCAAGUUGAUCGACUUCGGGUGUGGCACGCUCAAGAAGGACUUCGCCUACAUGACCUUCAAUGGCACAGACAUGUUCUGUCCACCGGAGUUUGAUGUCGACGGCAAGUACCAUGCAAAGCCGGCGACAGUUUGGUCAUUGGGGAUGCUGCUGUUCGUGAUGGUGUGCGGGUAUUAUCCAGACGAGAAAGACCUGCACAGGAUCAGUAAGAACGAGUGGUCUGACCUGUCACAAGAAUGCUGCCAGAUGAUCCACGAUUGUCUGCAGCCUGAUCCGCAGCGGAGACUCAUCCUGGAGGAGAUGCAGCUCCAUGACUGGUUUAUGGUCGUGGAAUAAGACAUGGAGAGCAACAAAAACAACUCCCUGUCACAGCCACUCUGUUGUUUUCUGUCUCCGCUCGGCUUUGCAUCUGGCAGGCUGACAUGAGUGGCCUUUCCAUCCCUCCACUUUGGCCUUGGCGUCUUGUGUCCUGAUAGAACCUGGCACCUUAAAUAUUAUUCAUAUUUAUAAUUUGUUCUAGAUAUUUGUGUCAAGUAUUAGGAUGUUUGUAUUUGUAUUAAGAUGUUUAUAAGGAAUGUGUAUUGUGUAAUUGUAAUUUUAGUAAGUAUAAUAAUAGUAUAAUAACAGAAUAAGUAUAAUGUUAAAAUGUAUUAAGAUAAAGAUAUUUGUAUUAAGAUAUUUAUGCACUGUUAUAUUAGCAGAGUGACUGUAAA
Messenger RNA from Onychostoma macrolepis, 1860 nucleotides. Its product is annotated as serine/threonine-protein kinase pim-2-like. Gene Ontology annotation, cellular component: cytoplasm. Bases 1199 to 1483 code for a protein of 94 amino acids. The transcript is spliced from 7 exons. Lineage: Eukaryota; Metazoa; Chordata; Actinopteri; Cypriniformes; Cyprinidae. Gene Ontology annotation, molecular function: ATP binding; protein serine/threonine kinase activity. Gene Ontology annotation, biological process: negative regulation of apoptotic process; protein autophosphorylation; regulation of mitotic cell cycle. The record is from RefSeq and is a predicted model, not a curated record.